Molecule: messenger RNA, 1092 nt
Organism: Cornus florida
Lineage: Eukaryota; Viridiplantae; Streptophyta; Magnoliopsida; Cornales; Cornaceae
Product: small ribosomal subunit protein eS1
Exons: 7
Coding region: 113-904 (263 amino acids)
Biological process (GO): translation
Cellular component (GO): ribosome; cytosol
Molecular function (GO): structural constituent of ribosome
Source: RefSeq, a predicted model, not a curated record
AGCAACUUAAACUGUAGAAGAUUACUAAGCACUAGGGUUUCUUAUUGCCUCCGCUGUCGUGCCUCUGCUUCUGAAGGAAACCCUAACCUAACCAGCCUAUUCACUAGCAACCAUGGCAGUCGGAAAGAAUAAGCGGAUUUCUAAGGGAAAGAAGGGAGGAAAGAAGAAAGCGGCCGAUCCGUUUGCUAAGAAGGAUUGGUAUGACAUCAAGGCACCUUCACUCUUCAAUAUCAGAAAUGUUGGCAAAACCCUAGUUAGUAGAACUCAGGGUACCAAGAUUGCUUCUGAAGGACUCAAACAUCGGGUUUUUGAGGUUAGUCUGGCUGAUCUUCAGAAGGAUGAGGAUCAGGCCUACAGGAAGAUCCGACUGAGAGCGGAGGAUGUACAGGGCAAGAAUGUGCUCACGAACUUCUGGGGAAUGGAUUUUACCACAGAUAAGUUGAGGUCUCUUGUUCGCAAGUGGCAGACAUUAAUUGAGGCUCAUGUGGAUGUGAAGACGACAGACAACUACACUCUUAGGAUGUUCUGUAUUGCAUUUACCAAGAAGCGUCAGAAUCAGCAGAAGCGAACUUGUUAUGCCCAGUCCAGCCAGAUCCGUCAGAUCCGUCGCAAGAUGGUAGAAAUUAUGAGAAACCAGGCAAGUUCCUGUGAUCUCAAGGAGUUGGUGGCCAAGUUCAUUCCAGAGUCGAUAGGUAGAGAGAUUGAGAAGGCAACUUCAAGCAUUUUCCCGCUACAGAACGUAUUCAUUCGGAAAGUCAAGAUCCUGAAGGCUCCUAAAUUUGAUCUUGGCAAGUUGAUGGAGGUUCAUGGUGACUAUUCAGAAGAUGUUGGUGUCAAGAUGGAAAGGCCAGCAGAGGAGACCGUGGAAGAGGGAACGGCAACUAACGAAGUAGUUGGAGCUUGAAAAGAUUUUUUUUUCUUCAUCAGAUUGGAAUCAUAUGCAUUGCUCUUAGACUCCAGAGAUAUGAAUCUCUGAUUAGAAGUUUAUUUGGAUAAAAGAUGAUGCCUUUCUUGAGGUUGGUUUCAGGUUAUGACCUAUUUAAAUUUUGGAUUUGGUUUAUGUUUUAAUUUAUAGAUGCGCCUUUUUCUCUA